AUGGGAUUCCUACUGCACCUGCAAGUUGAGCUGGACCAGGAUCAGUUCUGCUGUUCAGUAUGUCUAGAUCUGCCAAAUGAACCAGUUACUAUUAACUGUGGACACAGUUACUGCAGAGGCUGUAUUGAGGGAUGCUGGCACCAGAGAGAGGACAAGGGAACAUACGGCUGCCCUCAGUGCAGGGAGACCUUCAGUCCCAGGCCUGUUCUGAGGAGGAACAACAUGCUGGCUGAGCUUGUUGAGAAUCUGAAGAAGUCAAGCACCCAGCAGGCUGCUCCCCCUGCUGCUGUGGCCUGUGCCGGCCCGGCAGAUGUCGCCUGUGAUUUCUGCUGUUGGAAACGAAACAAAGCCACGACGUCUUGCCUGACGUGUUUGGCAUCUUAUUGUCCAGCUCACCUCGAGCCUCACUACAGUGUUCCUGUGUUGAAGAAGCACCAGCUGGUCUCGGCUACAGUCCCCCUACAGGAAAAGAUGUGUACGAAGCACAACAAGCUGAUGGAGGUCUACUGUCAGACAGACAAGAAGUGUAUCUGCUAUCUGUGCAUUAUAGAUGAGCAUAAAAGCCACCGUACAGUGUCAGCUGCAGCAGAGAGGGCUGAAGAACAGAAACAGCUAAUUGUCAUAAGAAAGUCCAGGAGAGAGAAAAGGAGCUGGAUGAGCUGGUCCAGGCGCUGAAGGAUUUCAAGAUGUGGACAUUCAGUAUUUGAUCCUGUGUCUGUAUUCCCCACUGACUAUAGAAGAAGUCUUGUCCAGGUUUUGAUAUCUGGCAAGGUGUGCUCAUAAACCCAAUUGUAUCAACAACAAAAAAUCUGAACUUGCUCAACCUUUUCCACAGAGAAUGUUAUUUUAAAAAGAAAAAUCUUUGUUUUUCUGUUUUUCAUUUUUUAGAAUUUCUAUCACUUUGUAUAAUUCUUAAGUUAUGUCAGUUCCACAUGACUGAAGAUUCAGUACUGUACAGCCAAAGUACUCACCGUCUGUAAAUGUAGAAGUUUAAACAUGCAAAACUCGGCAACAAAGCACAGCUGAA
This is a messenger RNA of Siniperca chuatsi (mandarin fish), 1027 nucleotides long. RefSeq names its product E3 ubiquitin/ISG15 ligase TRIM25-like. The record is from RefSeq and is a predicted model, not a curated record. NCBI's taxonomy places the organism in Eukaryota, Metazoa, Chordata, Actinopteri, Centrarchiformes, Sinipercidae. The transcript has 4 exons. Gene Ontology annotation, molecular function: zinc ion binding. The coding region runs from base 1 to 675 and encodes 224 amino acids.